AAACGGCUUUCCUGAACCAGCGGCCAAGCUGUGGUGGAACUCCAGAGAGAUGCAGCUGUCUUUGACUCAGCCACGUUCCUGGACACUGCUUCUACUACUGGUGUCCAACCUGCUCCUGUGGGAGAAUGUGGCAUCAGUACCCAUGUGUGCAAUGAGGAAUGGUCGUUGCUUUGUGUCACUGAAGGACAUGUUUGAUCUGGCAGGCAGUUUGUCUCAUGAAAUCAGUCAAGAAGUUUCAGGAAUGCUCACUGAAUUUAAAAGACGCUAUGCUGAAUUCCAUGGGCUCAACGACACAGCCCUCACCAGCUGCCACACUUCUUCUGUCUCCGUUCCAGAAAACAAGAAACAAGCCAUGAACACAAAUUAUGAAGUCUUACUGAAAUCAGCGGACAUCCUUUUGGGUGCCUGGAAAAAUCCUCUGCAACACCUAGAGAAAGAAAUAGCCACCUUGAAAGAUGUGCCUGCUGGUGUCAUCUCCAAAGCCAAACUCAUCAAGGAAAAGGACUCUGGACUGCUGGAGGGAAUUAAAAGCCUUAUCAACAUGAUUCACAUUGGAGAAACUGAGAACUACCCUACCUGGUCUGGACUGGCAUCCUUGCAGUCAGACGAUGAAGAGGCUCGCAUUUUGGCUUUUUAUAAUUUGAUCAGCUGCCUAGACCAUGACUCUAAGAAGGUUGACAUUUGUCUCAACAUCGUGAAGUGCAAAGUUUCCCAACCAGGCAACUGCUAAGCCUUCUUCCAUCUGAUCUGCUCCUGAAAUAUAAAGCAUCAUUUAAACUUUUUAUCUUCUGAAUUUUGUUGUUUUUGUCUCGCUUAAAAAUAAAAAAAUGGCAGUUUUCCUUG
Messenger RNA from Peromyscus leucopus (white-footed mouse), 843 nucleotides. Its product is annotated as prolactin-2C5-like. The transcript is spliced from 5 exons. The record is from RefSeq and is a predicted model, not a curated record. Gene Ontology annotation, biological process: mammary gland development; positive regulation of receptor signaling pathway via JAK-STAT; female pregnancy. Lineage: Eukaryota; Metazoa; Chordata; Mammalia; Rodentia; Cricetidae. The coding region runs from base 50 to 730 and encodes 226 amino acids. Gene Ontology annotation, molecular function: hormone activity; prolactin receptor binding. Gene Ontology annotation, cellular component: extracellular region.